Tuber aestivum (summer truffle) is the source of this 588-nucleotide messenger RNA. NCBI's taxonomy places the organism in Eukaryota, Fungi, Ascomycota, Pezizomycetes, Pezizales, Tuberaceae. The record is from the annotation of a GenBank genome assembly.
AAUACAGUCAAAUUAUGGAUUCUCACAGCAUUUAAGGAAAAUCAACAAAGACUUCGUACAUCACUCCAUCAAUCCUUAUCAUCGGUAUCCCGCUUAUUUUAUCUUUGGACAUCUCCUAUUUCAAAAUCAAUACUUGGUAUUGUAGUUCGUUGGAUGGAUAAUUUAGGAGAAAACAAAUAUGUACUAUUAGCAUUAAGAUAUGUAAAAGGAAGUCAUAGUGGAAUAAACCAAGGCAACCUUGUUUGGACGAUAUUUACUGCGUAUGAUAUUAACAAAUUGGUGGGCUACUUUAUCUUAGAUAAUGCAAGUAAUAAUUUAAGCUGUUUUGAUCAUUUAUCCAUACAGUUUAAUUUAGCACUUGAGGGUACAGGUCAAUUAUUUAAAACAUUAAGUCGAUAUAUACGUUGCUUUGGUCAUGUUUUGAAUCUGGUUGUAAGAGUUCUUUGGUAUGGAAAAAAGUCUCUUCACUUAGGGGUUAACACAGGAGAAAAGAAGGCAAUUGUGGCAGAAAAUCAUGCAGUUGAUGAAUGGUAGAAGGUUGGUCCACUUGGAAAACUAAGAAAUCUCAUAACCUGGAUUUGGAGAAGU